AUGCGCCGCGUGCUCGCCGCUUGGCUGCAGGCGAGCGGAGACCCUUCCCCUGACGACCGGCGGCCGCGGCGAGAACGCGACAAGGAGACAGGCGUGUUGCUCUUGCACUGCAAACAGUUCGCGCGGCUCGCGUGCCUAGCCGGUCCUGCUGCCUCUCGAGACGUCGGCGCAGAGGGUGGACGCGAGAUCGCAGCUGAACAAAACGCCUGGCCUCUAGAAGAAGGGCGAAGGCCGUUUGCGGCGUUCGAUAGUGCUGACGAGUUGCUUCUCCUCUGCAGAGCGAUCCUGGGGGCCUUCGCGUCGUCGUCGCCCUGCGCGGCGUCAGCCUCGCCUCCUUCCGCGCCGUCACCGGCGUCCUCAGUCUCUUCGCCAAGCGAGCCCCGGCGCUCGCUCUUGCCUUCGCAGUCUCUCUUUGCAAUCGCGCCCCUCGAUGCGUGCGCAGGGCUCCUCCUUAACGCAACUCGCCGCCCGUCUCUCCGGUCGGACGCGGCGGCGGCGAGGGCGGGCGGCAAGGCGACGGGAGGUGCUAGGCCGAGGCCGCACGCGGAAGAAAAUGCAGGGACCUCGCAAACCGGGACUGAGCUGCCGGCGGGAGAGGCGAGCCCGCUGACAGAUGCGAACGCCCGGAGCAUGCAACAGCGUGCCACAGAGCUCCUGAGUCUCGCCUGCCAGCUCCAGGCGCACGUGGCGCGCGCGCUGGAGGCUUGGGUGAGGGAGCGGCGACGCGGCGCCGAGGGGCGCGCCUGUGACACGCAGCGAGCCGCGCCAGACGGAGAGGGAGACCGGGGAGAAGUUCAAAGAGAGACACUGGCCAUGUGUCGCGUUGACGCCUUCGUGUGCGCGCUCGCUUGGAAACUGUCACCGUGUCUCAGACAGGCCGCGUCGGGUCUGUCGCCGCCGUCAUCGGCCGCCUCGCCCCGCCGGCUGCGCGACUGCCAGCGGGUUGCGGCGGCUACGCUCACGCAUCACAUGGAGUUUCUUCUUCUCUCCCUCGCUGCGCCUUCCCCCUCUGUGCCGGUGACCCUGUCGCCCUGCGAGAACGCAGCGCUCUCAGGCUCCGCCUCUCACUGUUCGCUUUCCUCUCUGCCUCCGUCGUCUGUUUCUGCCUCGCCGUCGCGUCGGGCUUCGCCCUCUGCUUCGUUUCGAAAAGACGUCGUCAGCUUCGGCGAGGAGCUCGCCGAGUUCUCUUUCGCGGUCGAACGGGCUGCGGGCGAAGGCCUCCAACUGACGCUCGCGCUCCCGCAGACGCGUCCGACCCCCCACAUGGGUGGCGCAGGGUCACGCGGGACGGCUACGGAGGCCGGUGAACUCGCCGCGGUGUCUCUAGAGGACGUUGCAGAGAUAGUGGUUCCGACUGUGCGCGCGCUGCUUGUCUCUGCGCGGACGCUGUUCGUCUUGCACGAGGCUCUCCAGGCGGACGCCCCAGCGCCUCCCGACGCGUCCCCCCCUGUCCUCCCGGCGUCUGCGGCUGCGGCGUCUCAGGCUUUUCUCGCGGCGUCCUCCGCGGUCCCACGCACGCCGCCUAUGCCGGCGCUGUGCGACCGCGAGGAGGCGCCGCGGCUCGACGCGCGUCUCGCGCAGCUGAUCAAGCUCGUAGUGCUGGGCUCGCGGCGUGCCGUCGCAGCGCGUGGCUUCCUCGCCAGCCGCGCACUCGCCGCGAUGCUGUCGGUGGAACGCGAUGCCGCAGGACGGAGGGCGGCUGUCCACGCCGCGCCAUGCGGGGAACGGAGAGCGGCGAAGACCUUGACCGAGGCGCGCACCGGAGGGAGCGAGACGGAUGGCGACGGCACGAGAGGCACCGGCAAGAGGGGAGGCAGAGGCGAGGCGGCCGCCGCGGAGAGCGAGAGUGCGGCGCCCUUCUCGUUCUUCGAAGGCGGCGCCGCGCUCAAGGCUGCGUUCGCGCUGCUGCGGGCCUUCGCACGCCGUGGCAUCGCGACAGCUCUCGCCGGGGCGACGCGCGACCCUCCGCAGCGGCAGAGCCGCGACGCGAAGGCCAAGCGGCAGACCUCGAUCCAGCCUGUCUCCGAGAAUGUGGCGACCGACGCAAAGCAUCCUGAGGCCGCGGCAGAGAGCGACGCGGAAGAGGAGAGACGCGACACGCUGCAGAAAGAGCGAAAGGCAAUCCAGAAGCUGGGCUCUCCGUGGUCGCUUCUCGCGCGCGUCCUUCGAGGCGCCGCGCACGCCUGCGCCGCGGCGCUGCGUCCUCUUCCUCCUCGGCCCCGUCAGAGUUUGGAUUCUCCGCGCCUUCGUGCUGCGGUCGCGGCGUCUGCCUCGCCCCCCGCCGUCUCUCUCUGGUCGCUUUCUGUGGCGUCUGCGUUGCCCUCUUUUGCGACGCCGCCUUCUGUUGCCUCCGGCUCGCUCGCCUCCGGCUUUGCUCUCGAGGGAGUCUCGUCGAAUGAAGCAGUCGAUGCCUCUUCGUCUCGAGUUGCCGUGGCGUCCUACAGCGACGUGGCGGACGGCGCGUUGCCUCUUGCGGAGGUCGUCUUCUCCCAGUUUUGUCGCGAGUUGAUUGCUGAGGCGCGGUCGCGAUUCGCGAGAGCCAAGCAAGUUCGUCUUUUCGCAGUAUUCCUCAGCGAGGCUCUGCUGCCGCCGCUUCGGCUCCUCCUGGCGGCUCCGCCGCUCUCAGUUGCGACGCAAAUUCCCUCCCCUCGCGCGUUUUCUUCUCUUGACCGCCGCUGCCCCGUCUCAGCAACGCCGCCAGCGAGGGGAGAAAACGGGAAACAGGUCGGCGACGCUGACAGCCUCACAAAGGAAUUUGACGCCGCGAAGCGGAGGAAUGAGACGCCCUUCUGCGCGCUGGCAACGGGCGGUGGCGCGGAGUGCGGAGUUAAAGCGAGAGCCGCGAAGCGCGAGACCGAAGCAGAGUCUGCGACGCAUAACGACGGCGAGAAGACGACGCCGUCGAACGCGAGGCUUCUCUCGGCCUCAACGCGAUCUGUCUCGACAAACAGGCCAGCGGGGACUGACAGACCACUCGGCCAAGAAGCUGAAACGAUGCUCAAGAGGCGUGACAGUCUCAAGUGGGAAUGCCAGUUCGACGCGGAGCGACUCGCACGCGUGCCUGCCGAUGAGGAGGGAUUUGACAUGCUGCGGACGCCCCUGCGCUCGCAGUCUCCGCUUCUCAUGCGCAGACGCUACGGUGAGAGUCUGAGGCGCACGCCGCGGGGGACGUCCGACGACGACGGGGAGGAAGCUUAUGAAUCUGCUUCGUCCUUGUCGCGGCUUCUCGCUGACUCAGGAGCCCGUUCUGCGUCUUCGCCCUUCGCUUCAGCGUCGCCUCUACUCGACUCGUGCCGCAGAGAGCCGCAGCCGCGAGCGCAGCGCAAGUGCUCGGGCGAGGCAGCCGACCGAAAGGCGACCUGGAGCGACGAUGCGGCUUCCUCUCUGUCUGAAUUCUCUCUCGAGUCCCCCCCCUCCCUCGCCUCGUCGCCUCUUUCUUCUCUCUCACGGCGCGCGUCGCCAUUGUCUGCGCAUGCGAGCGAGGCGCUGCCGAGCGGCGUGGCGGCCGCCGGCGCUCCAGCGCCUCAUUCGCCUGCGUCGCCCGCCACGUCUUCGCCACGCUCUCCGCCUUCGCCGCUUCUCUCCGCAGGUCGUUUUCCGGCCUCUUCGUUGGCCGCGAAUUCCGCAUACCCGUUUUCUUCCUCGCCCUUCAGCCUGUCGCGCGGGCGAAGCGUCAUCGGCAUGCGGGACACCCCCACGAAGGUUGCUCGGCGCGGCCGCGCGCUGAGUCUCCUCUCUCAGCAGCGCGUCUCCGCUGUCGCCUCGCCUCUCUCCUCUCUCUCCAGGCGCCUCGCAUCCUCCGACGCAUCGCCUCCCUCAGCGGCCGUCGCGCGACCGCCUACUGCCGCGGCCUCCCUCGCGUCUUGCGCGCCUUCGUCUGGUGGCUGCCCGAAGCCGGCAGGGGCGCCUGCUGAGCCUACGCAUCAGCCCGUCCUAGAGUCGAGAUCGCUUGCGCUCGUAGCGGCGGUGAUGAAGACGCCGCAGCGAAGCCGCAGGCAGCGGGACAGGCGGGCGCGCGACCCCGAAGGAGACAGGGGCGAAAGCGAGAGCGAAGGCGCCGCACCGAAGGGAGAGUCAGGCGCCAGCGACAGAGCGUAUGCCCGUGAGCGAGCGCCAGAGGAAAGGACUGCCAGGGGGGUUGAAGGCCCGAUCUCGACUUCACAGCUGAGGGAUCUGUGUGCGAAAGCCGAGCCUGUCCCGGCCGAGCCAGAGGGACUUGAAAAGGAGAUAAAAGAGAGAGCAGCGGGUCACGCUGAGACUCACAGUCUCUCCGUCGAUUCCGCGAGAGACUCGCGUCCGCCCGCGUCCGUUCCUUUGGAUUCAUUCGCUUCGUCCACGGUCGCCGUCGCCGCUGGCGCGCCGCACGCGGGCGAGACGCUCGCCCCGCAUCUCGAGGUCUUUGUGUUCGCGCUGAAGGCGCUCCAAGAGAGUCUCCUCUUCGUGAAAGACCUCGCAGGCGGUGCUGCGGUGGCCGCGCUGCUGCUGAAUGAGCUGUACGAGCACUGUGCGCCACCGCUGGUUCAGACGCUCUGUCUGCAUCUCGGCUCACACGCGAAUCGCCGAAAACUCGAGGGCAUCGCCGCGCCUUGGGCGGUAGGGCACCCGCAGACCUCUGGCGACCCGAGCGAAGGCGCAGAUCCCUGGAGCGCCGCGGGAGAAGCUGCGUGCGAGAGGCUCCUGCGCGCCGCAGGCUCCAGCGCCCGUGGGGGGGGGGGCGAGGCGCGCGCGCGUUCCAGCGCAGACGACAGAGAGGAGACAGAAGAGCGAGCAAGUUGUGCGAAGGGCGACGGCCGCUGGUGUGUGAUUGUGGAGGAGAUUCGCGGAGUCAUUCGCCGGGGAUUGCGCGCAAAUAUUCAGGCUCGUGUUUCGCAGAAUGCCGGAAUGCCGCCGCGCGUCUCGUCAGCGGAGACGCUCGCCAGCCUUGGACGUGAGAGCCUCGCGAAGGGCUCCUGUCCCUCCAUUCCAGCCGCCUCGUCGCCCUCCUCGGGAUCGCUUUUCUCGCCCAGCGUUCCGCCUUCGCCGUGGGCGUGGCUGGCGGCUUCCACUGCUCCGUUUGUGGAUUUCUUUCCAGUCCCUCUAGCUCUGCACUCGGUGCUCGACGUCUGUGAGCCUCCGGCGAACGCCACGACGACCGAUGCGGCUUACGAAGCGAAGGGGAUUCAGCGCGGGUCGCUCUCGCGCCUCGCCUUCGUGGCGGCGUGGCUGGAAGAGACGCUGCUCCUCUUUACGGCGCCAACGCCGAUGCAUGCGCCGCUUCAUCAACGCCUUUUCACUCCCCUGCCGUCGUCUGCGCCGUCGCCCUCAUCGGGUCUCUCGCCGUGUGCGCCGUCCCUGUGGGUCACGGCAACCUCCUCGCUGCUUCAGGGCCUUCAGCGGCUGUCUGUGGCCGUCCAUAUUGCGCUCACGCCGCGGCUGAAGGCGGUCGGCGCUGCAGAGAGUCAUGUGGCCUCGCCCGAAACAGCGAAGCACUCAGGACAGGCCGCUGUGCGAACCUCCGCAGUGUACCUAGCCACGACACAACAGAUCUCGACGCGCGGCGCCACAGAUGCCGCGGAGCAAGACUGUCUGUUUUGGAGUCUACAGCUGUGCGCGAGCGUCUAUGAAACCGCGGCGCAGUUCCAUCUUCUCCUCCGCGCUUCCUGGGCGGCCGCGAAAGCGAAGGAGGCGCGCUUGGAGCAGGCGGAAGGGGAGCAGCGCCGGCGCGCCGCCUUGGCGCAGCUCGCGGCGGCGGAGCGGGCGGCAGGGGAAACCGAAACCCCGCCAGAGGCGACGAAGCAGCCUGCGCCCAGCGACGUCAAAGAAGCCACGCAUGGACGCGGGUCACGGAUACCCGACGCGGAGGAGAAGGGAAACAAGUCCUCGCCGGCGUGCGCGUCGGGUGGCUCAGAUGACGCUCAUACUCGACCCACACGCGACGGCGAUGUGGCUGUUGACAGCGAGUCGCGACGCCAAAGGAAGAAAGCGGAGGCGAAGAAGCGCCUCACGCAGUUCAUCCUGAGCGCCACAGCCGGCAACGGGACUACAGCGUUCCGCGCACUGCAAGUCGUCAGGAAGGUGCUUCUUCUCGCCUCUCAGUUUCUCUCCUCGUUUGCGUUACCGGGUUCUGGGGUCACCAAGCCGCAUCCCUCGCCUGCAGGCCCCGCUGCCGCAGAGCCCGCAUCUCGCGCAGCUCCCACCCCUCCACUGCACUCACUUGCUACCUCUUCAAGUUCACAUCUGUCGUCUUCCUCUUUCCCUUCGAGUUCAGAUCCUUUGUCUUUUCCACCGUGUGACUCCUCUCUUCCGGCAGACCUGCGGCAACCCGCGGGCCCGUUCGCUCCGAGAGAAGUCGCUCGUCGUGAGCAGCGCGCCGGCAUCCGCUUCCUCCUCGCAGAAACCUCGCUCCUUCUUUCUUCCGUUCUGCUCUGCGGCUGGAGCGUCGACGUCCGCAACGAGUCCGAUUCCGAAGGUCGUCUGCGAAGCCGCGAGGCCGGCGAGAGCGGCGCGCAGGUCCGCGGCGGCUGCGAGAGGGGGGUGAAGGACGAGGACGACGAGACCGCUUUCUCAUGUGCGUUAUCUUCUCCAUCUCGCGCGCUGCCGUUGUCUUCCGAAGCUCUCUCGGGAUCUUCUUUAUCUUCACCGGCGUCGGUUGCACUGCCUCUGGACCGCGAGGACGCAGCCAACCGCGGCCUGAGGCUCGCCUGGUGGCGGCAGGCGCUGGGGCGACAGGCGGCAGCCCGUCGCCACGUGCGCGCCUCGCUCGCGUCUUUCCUCUCCUUUCUCCGCUCGCUGCCCGUUUCGCUGGACUCCUGCGCAGGCCACCAGCCGAGAGAGGCAUGCGGCUCGCGCCUCGCCGUUCUUCUGCAAGGCGACACGACUGCGACUGUCACUGGCACUGGCAGCAAAGAAGAGACUGGGCGCCUGCAGGGCCUCUGGCUGGCCGCCGCGCCGAGCGUCGCGGCGCCCAGCCGACGUGCGCUUCGCCCCUCAGGGGCCGCUCUGUCGCCUUCGUCGGGUGCGCAGCUGCCCUCCGCGCCUCCGCUGUCUCCGCCCUGGGUGUCUCUUCCGCGCCCUGUGACGAAUAGUUCAGCGGCCCUGCCUCCGCCUCCUCUCGCUGAGGCCCUCGCGGUUGUGCAGGCGGUCGCCGGCUGCCUCAGACGCCGCCGAGGCGCGGCGGACAGGCUCCUGGCGCCCGGCGACUGGCGGCGCUUUCAGUGCUUCGCGACCCUUCUGUCGGGCGACGAGGCGGAACGCUGGCAAAGCCAAGCGCCACAAACCUGCGGAGAAACCGACGGGCGGAGGCCUUCAGCAGCGGGCGCGCGCGCCGAGUCGCACGUGGGAUUGCGAGAAGCGAGCCUCGCAGCAAGCGAAGAAUCCAAAGGAGGCGACGGCCCCUCUGGAGCGAUGAGGCCGCUGUUGGAAUUCUUGAGUCAGCUCUUCUGGCUCUCCGAGGCCUGCGGUGCUCAGCGCACUGGAACGUCUUCGCUUCUUCUCGCUCUCGCACUCCUGCUCCCUGCCGCGCAGCUUCCCGCCUCCGCCGCCGCUCACGAAAGCCUCUCGCAGGCCUCUGCGACUCUUCAGGCGGGAGGCCGCGAUGGACACUUUGCGUGGCUCGCCGGGAGUUCGCAGGAACUUCGCGAAGAGGGCAGGCAGGGGGGGCAAGGCUCACGCGGCGAAGCAGAAGUCGGCGCCGCGAAGGGCGAGGCAGACGCCGAGGAGGGUGGCGGCGCCGGGAGGCGUGCUGAGCCCGCAGGCCUCGCGCGUUUUGUGGAGCGGUCUGCCGCCUCUGCGGCGUGUCUCGUGGGCGUUUCACCAACUGCCCAGUUUCCUUCGCCAUAUGUUUCGCCGUCAGCCGACGCGUUGCUUGCACUCGCGGCAGUGGCACUUCGGCUCGCGCUCCGCACCCCGACAGGCGCGCCGGCCUCUCGCGCGGCUACGGGCGACGGCGCUGAAGCCUCGCACAGCGGGGAACCUCAGGAGGAGGCGGCAGCGCACGCGAGCAGCGCGACCGAUGCCCUUGCCGAAGCCGGUCACACGCGGCGACUCGGGGGAGGCGCCGGGGAUGUCGAAGAGGAGGCAUGCGGAGAGGCGCCGAACGCCGCAGACGUCGCGUUCGCUUCUUCGCCCUCGCGACUUCUGUCCUCGCCUGCUGCGCGUGGAUGGUGUGCCUUGGCGGAAAGCCUUCUGCGGCGAUGGGAGGAAGGCCUUCUCGCCUCCGGCGCCCGAUCCUCGCGCGCGCGCCUCGCUCUGUCGACGUCUUCUGCGAUGGUGCGCUUCCGCUCGGCGCCGCGGGGCUUGGCCGCGUCGUCCGCGGGUCAGAUUGAGCCCUGGGCGUCUCCGUUGGCGGUCGUGUUUAUGGGCAAGGCGAGCGUUGCGGGGCUGCGCCUCCGCGCCUGCCGCCGCCUGCUUGCAGGGCACGAGCGCCGAAGGAAAACAGAAGACGUCGUGAGCGACCUGUUCGCUUCUCUGCGCCGACUGGAGGGCGUGGAGACUGCAGUCAAGCCGCCAGAACAAACCCCAGACACGGCCUUUCUGCGCGAAACGUCCAACACGCCCUCCACGGGAGCCGCAACUGAGACUCACGCUCCCUCGAGUUCAGCGUCGUCUGCCGGCGCGCGGCCUGCUGCUUCGCCUCUUGAGCCUGCCGGUUCGCCCUCCUCUCUCGCCUCCUGGCUGGAUUCUCCGCCUUCGUCUGCGGGCCCGGCGGGGGACCUCGCCCCUCUGUUGUUCACCCCGUCGCUUCCUGCAGCUGCAGUCUCUGCUCUGCUCGAGGAGCUGAGUCGCGCGGCCCUGGACUGCGGAGUCGAGCUCUCGCCUCGGCCUGCAGUCUCGCGCGUCUCGGGGUUUCUGGCGGCUCCACGAAAAGGAGUCCGACGCGCAGCCAGAGCCUGCAGCGCCGACAGCCCCUCUCCAACCGCGUCCGCGGGCGCUAAGCGAACUGAGGGCGCGCCGGAGGGGCUCUGGUCGCCGGCGGAGCCCGACGGCGCCGGCCCCCCGUGCGCCGGCCUCAGUCAGGGCCUCGGGCUGCUUCUCAGCGAUGCCUGCGUCGCGCCGCUGGUGUCGGCGCUUCACGCCGCACUCGCGGCCUCGUCUUGCUCGAUGUCUUUUAGGUGCGGCAAGCGCGGGGGCGCGACGCAGGCGGCGUUGCUGUGCGUCUCGCGCGAAGGCUCCUGCAUGCCGCUCAGUUCGCUGUUUCUCACUGGAGCUCAGGGGCCGCCACUCGAGCGCACGCACUGUCUCUCUGCCGACCGGGAUCCCCCUUCAUCUGCUUCAAAGUCGCCAGCGUCUCCUCUUGCCUCCUCGCAUCGCUCCUCUUCCGGCUGUGCGUGCGGAGGUCCGCGCCCUCUGUUUUUUUCCGCUUCGCCGCACUACGCUAUCCACCCGUCCCCAGCGGUUGCUGCGCCUAGCUUGGGCGCGCCGGCGAGCCUUGCGGUCGCGUCGGGCGCGUUCGGGCUUCCGAGUCUCCUGCAGCUCGUCUCGAGUCAGCUCUGCGCGGCGGACGCCCACGACCGCGCGGGCAUCGAGCUCUACGCUCUGCGCGCGCUCGCCGGUGCCCUCGACGUCUGCUGCCGAUGGAGCUUUUGUCUCUCUCUCGCCGUCAGGUGCGCCGCGGGGCUUGUUCGUCUGGUGUUGCGUCAUGGCCAUCCGCGCCUUGACGUUUCAGAUUUCUCUUCUUCCUCUUCCGGUUCUUCUCUUUCCUUCCUCUCGUAUGUCUCCCCUGUCCCUCCCGCUCUCGCCUCCGAGGACUCCCUGGAGAGGUCGCAGCUCAGUCUGCUUGGCGCCGACCCGUCUCGCUCUCUGCUGUCCGCCACCCUGCUAUCCACGUCUUUAUCUGACUCGCGCACCUCUUCUUCUCCUUCGCUCGCCUCUUCGCCUCCGCGCGAGACCGAGGCAGCCGCCCCAGGUGGGCGCGACACUCGAACGCAUGGGCAGUCGACGCAAGCGAAACCAGAUCGUGAGAGCGACUUUGGAGGAGGCCUGCGAGUCCGAGGAGAAGAUGCGGACGCAGUGGCAGCCAGCGAGCGGGGAGCGCCGGCACACGCUCUCUCGCUGCUCUUUAGGCCCUCGUCUGUUCCCUUGGUCUCGGGGCUCUCCCUGGGUGAGCAUCUGCAGCUCAAGGCGCUUCUCCAGGCUCUUCUGCUCGCCCUCAAGACUCUUUUUCUCGCCGCCGCGUCAUCAGGGCGCCCGCAGGGCACCCGCCACGCGAUCCCUUUCGAGUCUUUGCCUUUCCGCAGGAGCCACGCAGGGCUUCCCGCGGCGCCUGGCGACGAGGGUCGUGUCUUUGCUUCAGGCUUGUGUGAGAUGUCUCGUCUCGCCUGUGAAACGUCGCCGAAGCUGUCAGCGCGGAGCCGCGCUACAGCGCUCGCUUCCUCUCCUUCCUCACGCGCGUCCUCCGAUCCCGCCCCCUCACGCCGCGCGCCGCGCAGAACUGAACGCGAGAGCGCCCGCCAAGUGCCCGCACGAGGCGCAGGAGUCGUCUCUCUCUCGCGUGAAUGCCUGGGCCGCCUCGCCACAGCCGCAGAAAAGAUGCGGGACGUGAAAACGCGGUGGCUGUCCAGCGCCCUCUCCCUCUACGACCGCGCGGUACUCGGUGAGGCGCUCACUGAAGCGCUCGUGGCUUGUGGAGAGGCUUCCCCCUCAUACGCAGCGGGUGAAACGACAUCACCCUCCUCAAACCGACACGGAACUCCACAGGCGAACGCGCGAGCGGCAAGUGCAGACCAAACCGGCUGGGAUCUCGCGGGAGGCGAGAGGGAUCCACUGCCUCGUGCGCCUUCGCGGGGCAAGGCGGGCGCCGCAGGUCUUUUCUCCUCUGCUUCGUUCGCCGCUUCUUCUCAAGGCCGUCGAGACAGGGCGUCUGGAGUCACGACCGAAAGCGACAAAGGGCUUGCGGAAAACGGCAACGAGGGCGUGGCUACGAGCGAAGCCGCGGCGCUUCUGCCGCUGUACGCGCCUCAGCCCUCGGCGCAUCUUCAGCUUCAUCCGCGCUUCCUCCUUGACGCGGACGUCCUGCGUUCUUUUCUCUCGCGGCUCGUCGCAAGCCCUCAGGAAGAUGCGGGCGCAGACACACUCCCGACGGACGCUGAGGUCGAGGACGAAACCGACGAAGAAGGAGCAGAAGCAGAGAAAGAGGAAGAAGAGGGAGAAGAAGAAGGCGAACGUGAGGAGGGGCUGGACCGUGCUUUACGUGCGCUCGCGCUGACCGGCGCGUGGGGCUUAGGCGUGAGGUCGGACGGAAGCAGACCCUCUCGUAAUCCCGAGCUUGUUCACUGCACCGCUGAGCCACGACGACGCGACCAAGAGGAAGAUGUCUCGGCGGACGAGAAGACUGAUUUGUCUCCGCAAGGGAAGCCGCUGGGGGCCUCCGACCUCCACAAAAAAGCCCGAUCCGCUGGUGACGAUGUUUGCAACUCAUGCAGCGUAACUGCCCGCAGAAAACGGCUUUCGCGGACGCAUCUGGAUGUGGCUCUGUGGGUGUGCAGGCACCUCACGUUGCCGUCUUUUGUCUCGUGGUUUUUUUCCGGUCAAGCGCCUUCCGCGUCGGGUGUAUCGCCUUUGAACUCUCCUUCUGCUUCGCCUCCAUAUUCCUCCUCAGGGGCAGGCGCCUCUUCCCGCCGUCGCCUUCCUCCGGCAACCCGGCUCGAGCUGCUUCGUCUCGGCGUCGAGAUCUUCGCCGAGCUCUCGCUGCUUUCCUCGUCUCGUCUCGUGGCGGAUUCUCGUUGGCGCACUUCCUUGGGGUCGUCGAGCUCGCCUUCGUACCACGUACUGGAGCUCCUUCGCCGCAUUCUGGCGCUCGCGUGCGCUGAGCGCGAUGCCGCCUUCGCGCGGAGGGAGCUGCCGACGCGCGAAACAGAAACGCUCCACAAGCUGCACGAGGCGUCUGAGGGCGACGAAGGCCCACAGGGCUUCCGGCGGAGCCUGGUAGCCUCCCUGAAGUUUUUGCUGUCUCUUUUCUGUCUCAGUGGUGCCGUGCGACUUACUGAUGCUCUGGCCCUGCGCGAGGCCGCCCGCAUCUUCGUCAGCUCGCUGAACGAGAUGACAGAGGCGCCUGUCUCCGAACGAAGAGCGCGCGAGGAUGGCGACGAGAUGUGCGACAAUGCGCAGCCCUCUGUGGGUGACGAGCGAGGCAACGGCGGCGCUCAAGAUGCGCAGGCGCGUCGUCUGGUCUCACGGCUUCUCAGAGCUGCGAUUACGCUGUCCUGUGGUGGCCAGGCUGUUUCUCUGCAACUGCUGCAUCGCGCGGAGGAGCGGCUCCUCCUUGCGCUCCUGUCUGACUCUCCGGAGUUGUCUUCGUCCUCGCCUGGGCUCGAACCCUCUUCAAGGUCUCCGGGCGCCUCUUUGUCGCCUGGCGCGUCUUCAGUCCGCAGCCAGACUUCGAUGCCGCACGGAGGGCUCAAGCUGGGGGGGGCGACCGCGCAGGAGACACCAGAUGAGCGGACGAACGUGGCCUGUGCUGCGAGUUCGUCUUCUCUUGCGUUCAUCUCGAUUCUGCUCCGCCGAGUGCUCCCCGCCAGGCGAGCGCCCACGCGCGGAUCUGUUCCUCACAGCCCGUGCGGCGAAUCUGUGUCGCGCGCUGCUCCAUCCGCGACUAGAGGGGCGCCGCUGCGUCAAGAGUGGGAGGUGGGCGGCCUUGUCUGUGGCAGUGGAGACGCGGAAGGAAAACGGGCAUCUGACUCGUCUUUCUCGCUCGGCAGCAGCGUCGCCUCCUCGCUGGGAGAUGUAGUAGAGGCGUGUCUCCUCCCUGCAUGGCCAGGCAGCGUCGACGCCUUCUUUUCUUCUUGUUCGCUUCCCUCCCCUCAGCCUGUCUCUGCUGCGCUUGCGCGGCGCACUGUUGCAAACGGCAGGGGCGCGUCUUGCCCGCCUCCCUCCCCUCGCGACGCGGGGCUGCUUCCUUCGUGUGGAGGCGGCCAUUCCGGCGCUCCUUCGGAGUCGGUUCUGCACGGCUCGUCGCGCCCGUACUUCUCUUCAAACUCUUCGUCCUUUUUCUCUGGAUUGAUGCCGCCGCCGUGGUCGUGUGCCUUUCUGUCCCUCUCGCCGGAUCAGAGCGCCUUCGUCGUCUCGCGCCCCGUCCCUGCGCCUCUCGUCGCCGCGGUCGUCGCGGGCGCGGAGACAGUUCUCGCCACGACCGAGGCGACAGGCCGGCAUGCGACGGGGGACGCAGACGGAACGAGGCGAGAGGGGAGUAGGGCGGCGCUCGGCGGGCUGGAGGCGCGCACGCAAGAGCUGCAUGCGAGUGGGACUGAGCGUCCACCGCGGCGCCCGCGGCACCACAGAGGGACAGGAAAGAAAGCCACGGCGCGCGAGGAGGCGGCCUGUGGAGAAGAAACCAGUCAUCACGCAGCAGCCGCUGCAGAGUACGACGAAGAGAAGGACUUGUGGCUCACCUACUGGAUGCGCGAAGAGGACUGCCUCGCGUUUCGGGCCGCGCCGCAAACCAAGACGGUCUCCUCCGUGCUAAAGGUGGAUUCCUGUCUCCCUUGCUCUUCAGCUUCCGCAGGCGCGUCCCAGUCGCGGUCGGUCGCCUUGCUUCUCCAAGAGUUUCAGUGGCUUCAGUGGACGCUAUCCCUAACUGCCGGUCAGACGACUCAGACAGCCCUCCUCCGUACUUCCUCCCCUUCUUCCCCGUCUCCGCCUUCUUGGUCUCCGUCUUCUUCCUUUUCUUCGCUUGCUUCGCCUGGCGACGGGACCGCGCGGCGCUCCGAGAUGCUUAAGCAGUGGUGGCGACGGCGGCGCGAGCUCGAAGACGAGUUCGCUGCGCUCGUUCAGCGCCUGCAUGCGCGCCUCGGAUUUGCGUCUCUGCUGCUGCGCGGCUGGCCGUCGUUCUCGUCGACUGUAUCUCCUCCGCCGGGCGGCUCGACUUGUGUGCCUCUUCCCUCGUCCUCUGCGUCGCCAGCCUUUUCUUUCGCGUGCGAGGGCGAGCGGAAAGUCGACGCCCUCGCAGCGGCUCUCCGCGCGGGCGGCCGGGUUGUUGCCGCGUGGUUGGUCGCGUGGGCGGUCGCAUGCGACGACGAAGAGGCAGCCAGACUUCCCGAAGCGCAGAGAGACGCGCAAGCCUCGGAACCCGCAAAGCGUUCAUCGAGAGCCGAGCAAGCUCGCACCGGAGUUCCGCGGGAGGCCUGCGCCGGCGACGAAGACGCAAGCGACGCGGAGACAGUUGUGCUGGGCGACGAGCCUCCCUCUCCGAGUCGCGCAGAGAAGGCUCCCGUCCCUGCUUCGCCGUUUGAGCGGCUGCUCGAGGCCGCCCGCGCCAGAGGGCGAGUGUGGCCUCCUGUCCUGCGUCCUCUGAGGCGGACGUCGGCUCCGCGAGCACUCUCUAAUAAAAAAGCAGCCCUCGCGAGCCGCAGUGGCGAAGACGAUUCUGAGGCGAGUUCGGGGAAUGCCCAGCAGGACAAAAGUGACGCAUGCGUUCUGGUUGCGCUAGUGCAGCUGGCGUACGCGCUGGCGUCUCUUAAACUGCGCGUCGUCUGCCGAAAAGAGGAAAAGCAGAUGCUGCUGAGCAGCCUCGCGCCUUCGCACACGACUCACCCGGACGGCUCGCUGUCGUUUCCAGCUUCUGUGUCGCCUCCACGGUGCUUGCCUUCUUCGCGGGGCUGCGGUCUCGCUUCCGCGCCUCCUGCGGCUUCCAGCGUCGCGGCCCUGUCUCCGCUACCUCGCCAGGUGUCGCCCGCGGACGGCGACCGCGGCGGGGGCCCAUGGGGAGGCAGCGACGCACUCGGCGCGAGCUCAGGAAGCGAAAGCCCUCCAGACAACGCCGCGAUGGAGGCCGAGUUCGCGGCGCCGAGUGGAGGCCUGACAUGCGGCGAGGGGCAAGCCGCAGCGAUGCAAGGUGGUGGCGGAGAGAUGGGUGUCUCAGCCUCCCUCACGGCGCUCUUCCGCCGUGAGAUGCUCCAUAUCGAAGGAGACACCUUCUCGUUUUCACUCGACGACCUCGCGGACUUCCUGCGCCGCCACCUCCUGCAGCCUGUCGCGGUGCCCCGGUCGCGCAGGGAGAGACGCGCCAAGGCGCCAACCGCAGAAUACCCAAGCGGAGGCCGAGGUCGAGGUCGUCUCGCAGCUGGCUCGCGCGGAGGAUGCGGCAGCGAGGAGGAGGAACCACGAGGCAACGAAGAAAGGGAGGCAGUCGAACACACGUGGCGAGUUGUCGCGUUUUCGUUUCUGCACCACGUGGUUCGGCCCUUCGCUAAGCACUUCUUUCGGUCGUCUCCGUCGGCGAGGCCCGCGCGCCCGUCGUCUCCCUCGCCAGAGGGGUCUUCAGUCUCGUCGUUUAGUGGUCGGGGGUCCUCGUCGCGUCGGCCCUCUCCGUCUCCGCGGGGGCGCGGCGACAGCAGCCUCCGCGCCGAGCCGCAGCAGCUCGACUUGCCCUCGAGAGGCGAGAGCGAGAAAGAAGACGCGGGCGCGGCGUUGCAUCACAGCCACGGCGGUGCAGGCGGAGAAGAGGAGAGGCAAGGCGCGCCGAGCCGAGCAAGCCGUUGGCGCCGGGGGUGGCCGCGCCCCAUAGGCACUUCGCCCUAUACGCGGGUGUGUGAGGAGAUGGGCGACGGGCGGCAGACGCCGAGGCAGCCCGAGGGGCUCGAGAGAGGAGACGCUCAAUCGCAGGCAGCGGACAACGGGCACGAAGUGACGCCGAGUUUCAUGGCCUUCCCCAGUGGCAAACGCCUGAGAGGGCGCUCGCCCUACUUCAUCAAAGGGUCGCCUCGAACCGCAGAGGCGCGGCGCAUGUCGCUGCCUUCUCUCCAGAGUGUGCUCGCUCAGCGAGCUGGAGCGAGCCAAAUGGAGGCGGAGGACACCGCCCACGGCGGAGGCGAGCGAGGCGGUAGCGACAGCAGCGAGGGACUGGCAUGCCUCACGGCGGGAGGCGCAGGAGGCCUCACAGGCGAAUGGCGCGACGAGGAGCCGGGAGCGACUGCGCAAGGGGAUGAACCGAACUCCCACGAUGCCAGAGGCCAAGGAGGAGAUACGCUCAACCCGGACGCACACGACAGCGGCUUUGAUGCAGAAUAUCUAGUCGGCACGGAACCGGUUUUGCUGUAUGCGGACCAAUGGUUUUCGCAGUUCCCCUUGGAAGCCUUGCCGCCCCUUCGCCUCCAGCCGCUCUGUCGCGCCGGUGGCUCGCCGCUGGUCACCUUCUUCCUGCUCUCUGAGUUAUUUAAAAGACAGUCUCUGCGGAGCGCUCCCCACACUCGGCCCCCGUCUCCUCCUGCGUCCCCCGAAACCGCUCUCCGUUCUCCCCAGCAUCACCCGCUGGCGCCGCCGCCUUCGGUGCCUCGUGCGCCGGAGGCAGAUCGGCGCGCCUCGUCCACUCCAUCGGUUCGCCUGCCGGCCUCCGCCUCAGGGCUCUGUAAAACGUCGCCGGUGGGCUCCUUCCUAUCGUCUGCGCCUCUCUCGGCCGAGCGGCCGCGAGGCGGCGGCGGGGGCUGCAAGAGAGCUGCUGCCCAGCGCGGGCCUCCUGGGGCUCUGCUGCGACCGCGGGGGACUUUCAGGGGCGACGCCAGAGGACAGGCACGCGAGGCAGAGACUGCGCAAGAGACGCACGCGGCGCCGUCUCUUCUCGCGCGUCGCGAUGAAGCCUGCAGGCGCUCGCAGCAGUGGAGGGCGGAGAGACGGGCGCAGCGCUGUGUGAGUCUCGUGUGGGACGACGGCGAGCGCCAGGGUGCCGACGGCGCUUCGCGUCCCGCUGCGACAGGCGUGGAAGACUCGCGAACUCGCGGCGGACACGAUGCCUACACGAAGCUUGCCGUCUGCGUCUUCGGCCUCGAGCUGCGGCCCUACGCAAAGCCUUGCUGUCCGCUUGCGAGAGCGAGGAAGGCGCGGAACGCCGAUGGCACGCAACCGAAACGAAGAGGGCAGAGCGUCCAAGAACGACUGGAGAUCUCGAUCGCAAGAGACGAAAGACGCGAGGUAGCUGUGAACGACGGUCCCGAGCUUCUGCGAACGAAAUAUCGCCGGGCAGACGCCCGAUGCCUUAGCUGUGGGACUUCCGCUAAGCACCUGCGAGAGAACGCAGGGUCGGGAGAGGCGGGCGCCGAGAACGAACACAGGAGAGCGGCACAGCCUGUAGAAGUCUCCGCGGCCGAAAGGCGAACAUUCACACUGCGUCUCAGCGUCCCGGGUGCGCUCCUUGGCGCAAACAAGAGUCGCGUGGCGUUCAGCGUCAACCCCUCGGGGGAUCUUCCGCGGACAGCGCGAAUCUGCGCGCCUUUCCUCGCGGCAGGCGGCGACGCGUGGACUGGUCGCAUCGGCGCGCCCCUGACAGAGGAGGAAUGGCUGUACGCACUUCUCACGGCGGACGUCUUUCUGUACUGCGGCCACCAGGGCGGCGAGCAGUUCAUCAACCGAGACCUCAUUCAACGGGCUUUUCUCCUGCUGGGCCCCGGAGCCCACGCGCGCCCUCUGCCUUCGCUCGCGGCGUCGCCGUCCUCGUCGCCAGCGUGCUGUGCUUCAGCUGCGUCUUCAGCGUCUGCUUCCUCGGCCUCUGUGUCCGUGGUUUCGCCCUCCUGCGAUCCUGCGACGCCACCUUCAUCAGUUCUCCCUGCCGCUUCGGGUUCAGCUGCCGCAUCGUGUUCUUCGUCUUCGCUCCCGUGUCCUGUGUCUCCCCUGUCGCCUCUGUCUCCCAGCUCGUGUGCGUCGUCUCCCGCAUCGGCGCCGCUCUAUAUGUCGAGUAUUCAGGCGUCGGCGCUUCUGUUUGGAUGCAGCAGCGUGCGCCUGGCGUCCUUCUCUCCGCAGAGCGAGCCGUGGACUUCCGCGUUCGAUUUUCUCGUGGGAGGCAGCCCCCUCGUCCUGGGCAAUCUUUGGAGCAUCACCGACGUCGAGGCCGACGCCGUGACUCGCAGUCUCCUGUGGAAGUGGACGCAGGCCUGCUCGUCUCCGAUUAUGAGCCGAACGCAGCGGCCGCACGGUGCGGCGAGCGGGCACGUCGGCGCGGCGGGGCCUGAGGAGGAAAGCGAAGAAAACGAGGGCGACACAGGGGAUGAAGAGGCGCAGGCAAGGCAGGAAGUGUCUGCCUCAGGACUGCGACGGCGAGCUGGGCUUUUCGGAGUGGAGAAGAGAGAGACGCCGCGCGAAGGCAAAUCGACGAGUGCGAGGGAGCUGAGGCGAGGCCCGAAGAGCCUCGAUGGCCGUCUGCAGGCCGGACAGAGCCGGCGCAGGGGCGCGAGCACGGUGUCGGAGGCGCCUAGAGACAGAAAGAGGAGAAGAGAAGGCGACCUGGCGGCAGCGAGAGAGGAGUGGCGCGUAGAAAGGCAUGCAGUCGAGACCUACGAGAGGGCAGCUUCGGGCGCAGAAGGUUGUGGAGAAUGUCCCUGUUCAUCCCUCCGCCUCUCGCUGACGGAGGCGCUAACUGAAGCAAAGCAGGCUUGUCGCCUUCGCCUAUCCACGGGCGCCGCCGCUGUCGUCUUCGGUCUGCCUCUCUGA
Besnoitia besnoiti is the source of this 18390-nucleotide messenger RNA. RefSeq lists its product as uncharacterized. NCBI's taxonomy places the organism in Eukaryota, Apicomplexa, Conoidasida, Eucoccidiorida, Sarcocystidae. Gene Ontology annotation, cellular component: centrosome; mitotic spindle; nucleus. Gene Ontology annotation, molecular function: cysteine-type endopeptidase activity. Bases 1 to 18390 code for a protein of 6129 amino acids. The transcript is spliced from 7 exons. Gene Ontology annotation, biological process: meiotic chromosome separation; proteolysis. The record is from RefSeq and is a predicted model, not a curated record.